Messenger RNA from Apis florea (little honeybee), 3990 nucleotides. RefSeq names its product aromatic-L-amino-acid decarboxylase. Gene Ontology annotation, cellular component: cytoplasm. Lineage: Eukaryota; Metazoa; Arthropoda; Insecta; Hymenoptera; Apidae. The record is from RefSeq and is a predicted model, not a curated record. Gene Ontology annotation, molecular function: pyridoxal phosphate binding; carboxy-lyase activity. Gene Ontology annotation, biological process: amino acid metabolic process; carboxylic acid metabolic process.
UUUGCUCUAUAUCGGUUAUGGAACUAGUGUUACCUAUUAUACCGCUCGUUUACGUCGGUAGUCGCAGACAGAUAGUCACGGAUGUCGCAUUUGAGUCGUUAAAUUACGAUUUCACGUUCGUGUCACGCAAUGUAAAAGAAAGAAAUAGAAGUAGAAGGAAAUAGAAACAAAUGUUCGAUUUACAAUGUUGGUGGAUCAGUUUCGAAUGUUGUUUCUUCUCGGAGUAUAUAUGUAUAUAUACUGUUUCCAAUUCGAUCUGAUUCGUUUUGUUUGAUCAACAAAAGAAUUUAAUUUCGAUCCGAUAGGAUUCAUCAUCGAGAUUCUUAAUGUGUCGUGAGAAUAUUGCAAAAAGCUUGGCGAAGGAAAGGUCAAGGAGUUCGGACCACUUUUGGUGCACCAUCGGAGCUCGAUUUCCAGAGGGACGAUAUUCUGCGUCUGACAUCUUUUUAACGAUGCCUACGCGCUCUUUUUCCAUCGUAAUAAACCAUCACGUGCUAGGAGCCUGGCUUCCAAUUUAUUCGAGUGGCCAACCCUUCUAUGGCAAAGACGCUCGACGUUUUCACAGGGAAUGAACGGGGCGAACCACGUUUCGAGAAGUUUUCCUCCUUCUGACGUACACAAUUCUAUUCCAUCCGUUUCCCCGACUAUUUUAUGAAUAUUUCCAAUUCGAUCGACCUGGAAUCAAGUUUGUCAUCAUGAAAAGUUUCGCCCUUUUCUUAUUGUUUGACCUUUUACGAAUUCGACCAACUUGCAAACGAUGCAUUCUUCAACAAUGUCUAUACCUUAGAACUUAUCGUUUUUCACAUAGAUAAUAUACAUAUUACAUAAACUAUUCAUUCGAAAAUUAUAGAUGCGAUAGUAAAUUAUGAAGUAUCAUUACACUGCAACAUCAAUUUCUGAAAAGUUUAUCAUCAUACGGGGAUAUCCGGUUUUAGACAUUGAUUUCUUUUUGUCUUACUUCUAUUUCGUUCGAAUUUCGAAUACUUAAUUUAACAACAACUGUAAACGUUGCGUUGAAAUCGCCAUUGAUGAAAAAUUUAUAAAAAAAUACUCAAAAAGAAAGUCAUAAAAUUAUCAUCGUUGGUUAAAAUCAAUCAACGAAAAAGUCGAUCAAGCAACAAACAGCAAAGAGACGAGUUUACAACUUGAACGAAGCAAUUUCGGUAUUCUGACGUAAUUAUUUCGAUCGUUUCCUUAUUCCGGAAAUUGUGUCUCGAAUUUUAUAUAGAUCCAUCCAUCUCUCUUGUUCAUUUUUUUUUUCGAGGAUCCGCGAAGAAGAUCUUAGGGAAAGACGCGCGUUUGCGCAGGAGUCGAAGAAUCCUCGCUCUCUGGAUCCUCGAUAUAUCCGAGGUGGUAAGCGAAACUCGGGAUUGUUCGGUCGUGGCUCAUUCAACGUGCACCGGUUGGACUCUUCGAUUUCUUCCAUAGUUGUAGCAACAGGUAGGGCGCGUGGGAUACCACGAAAUUUCGUCAAAGUCACCCCGUUGUUGUGAGAAAAAGUGAAAUUUACACGACUUUUCCUACGAUUAAUUAAGAAAGAUAUCUCGAGGGAGAUAGAAAGUAGAAGAGACUUGUGAUAAUUGUGAAAGAUAAAUCAUCGCGUUUAACCUGAAGGUUUUUUCGAGAAUAGAAACGGAUCACCAUGGAUAUUCAAGAGUUUCGUAUACGUGGUAAGGAGAUGGUGGAAUACAUCUGCGAGUUCAUGAGCAAUAUUCACAAUCGGAGAGUAACACCGGACGUUGGUCCCGGAUAUUUGAGACCCCUCCUACCACCGGAAGCACCGCAACAACCUGAACCUUGGGAGGACAUUAUGAGGGAUGUCGAAUCGAAGAUUAUGCCUGGUAUUACCCAUUGGCAACAUCCGAGAUUUCACGCGUAUUUCCCAGCCGGAAAUUCCUUUCCAUCGAUUCUUGGUGACAUGUUAUCGGACGCAAUAGGUUGUAUUGGAUUUUCAUGGGCUGCCAGUCCAGCCUGCACUGAGCUCGAGACGAUAGUCUGCGAUUGGUUCGGGAAAGCUAUUGGUUUACCGACGGACUUCCUUUAUUUCAGCCCUGGUAGCAAAGGAGGCGGCGUGAUACAAGGAUCAGCCUCGGAGUGUAUUUUGGUAUGUAUGCUAGCAGCGAGGGCGCAAGCAAUUGCUAGGUUGAAAGAAUCAGCUGCACAUUCACACUUGGACGAAACUGCCCUUCUUGGAAAAUUGAUGGCUUAUUGCAGUCGUGAAAGUCACAGCUCCGUCGAAAAGGAUGCAAUGAUUUGUUUCGUGAAACUGAGAAUUUUAGAACCUGACGAUAAAAGUGUUUUACGUGGCGAAACUUUGCGUCAGGCAAUCGAGGCUGACACAGCCGAAGGAUACAUCCCCUUCUUCGUUUCCACCACUUUAGGCACGACCGCUUGUUGCUCCUUUGACAAUCUCAAAGAAAUCGGUCCAGUUUGUAAAAAAUAUCCAGGCGUGUGGUUGCACGUCGAUGCAGCUUACGCGGGCAAUUCUUUCAUCUGCCCGGAAUUGAAGUACCUGAUGGCUGGUAUCGAAUAUGCGGAUUCUUUCAACACCAAUACGAAUAAAUUCCUAUUGACGAACUUCGAUUGUUCCUGUCUAUGGGUCCGGGAUAGAUUCAAAUUGACCAGCGCGCUGGUCGUCGAUCCUCUUUAUCUUCAGCACACUCACGCGGACACGGCUAUCGAUUACAGGCAUUGGAGCAUACCUCUUAGCCGACGAUUUCGAUCCUUGAAACUGUGGUUCGUGAUGAGAAGUUACGGGAUAUCCGGUUUACAGACCUACAUUCGGAAUCACGUGCAACUAGCUAAGAGAUUCGAGGCUUUGGUUAGGAAGGAUACGAGAUUCGAACUUUGUAACGAAGUUGUGUUAGGAUUGGUCUGUUUCCGUGCAAAAGGUUCCGACAAACUGAAUCAGAAACUGCUGAGCACCAUCAAUGAUUCCGGAAAGUUGCACAUGGUUCCAGCAAGAGUGAAUCAACGGUUCACGAUUCGUUUCGCGCUUGCCGCGCCGAAUGCCACUGCUUCUGACGUUGACACGGCGUGGAGUAUUAUAACGGAUUAUCUGGCCGAAUUAUUAGAGUCCAAGGAUGUUAUGGACGAAUUGGCAGAUAUUCGCGAGAAGAAAAGGAAAGCCACUUUGGAGCAAAGAAGAUCGUUCUUCGUUCGAAUGGUGUCUGAUCCUGCGAUUCAGCCAGGAUUCACGAAGACACCGAACAGGACAGGGGCGAAAUUGGAUACCCAAGCGACGAUCGGUGGUAUCGGCUCGAAUCCUCAAUCCACAACCAUGUUUGAUGCCAGACGUUCGUGGAUAUCCUGGCCCCUCGCGUAUUUGAUGCAGGCGAAAGAUGCUGCUGAUACCAGUGAAUUAUCACUUAGAUUUCGUCAUCUGGACACUAUGGUCCGGUUGAAAGCAAGCGGUACCGGAAGUCGUCGCGGUAGCAGCAACGGGUGCAGCCCGGAUCCAUCGCCAUCCGCCUCGCCGUCCCGCGGAAGAUCGCCGAACGGGAGGGCGUAAAAUACCUCGCAAUCGUCUUUUUCUAAAGUUUCCCCUAAAGGUGUAUCGAUAGAAACGAGAAUUAAAAAACAAUGAACGGAUACCGCCGACAAAAAAGGAAUUUAAAAAAUGAAUGAAACGAAGAAUGGUAGACGACUCAUCUAAAAGUUCUCUUAAAAUUGCUCAGCAAACGAACCGAAGACACGCUCGAAAUCGAUCCGGUUAGAUUGUAAUCCCAUCGCCACCUGUUUUGUUUCAGUCAUUUUUUUCGGAAUUUUGCGCGCAGCAGUUGCAAGAUUCUCGACUGAAGGAAGCGCUCGAUAAAUAUAAGUACAUCUUCUUUACUUGCUUAUCGAUCUGUUUAUAUAAGUCUGCUCUCUUUGGAUCGCGACAGAGACGCGUUACCACCAUGCGGAACACGCUACAUGUGUAACAUAUUACUCUACUAAAAUGUACUUACAUUAUAUAUGAUAUAUAAAGCGUGCAUACAUCGACAUAGU